Quercus lobata is the source of this 609-nucleotide messenger RNA. RefSeq lists its product as uncharacterized. NCBI's taxonomy places the organism in Eukaryota, Viridiplantae, Streptophyta, Magnoliopsida, Fagales, Fagaceae. Bases 1 to 609 code for a protein of 202 amino acids. The transcript has a single exon. The record is from RefSeq and is a predicted model, not a curated record.
AUGGACGAUCUUGCUCUACGUUGGCAGAAGCUAACACUAUCAGUGGAUGAAGGAAACAAGGUUGAUCUUUCUUUAAAGAAGAAGGCAGGGGAAUAUGUUUUGGCAGCGAAGUUUUUGAUGCAUCGGAAUAUCAAUAUGGAGGCGGUGGCCUGUACUUUCCGGCCACUCUGGAGAACAAGGGGAAAUUUUGAGGUUAAUGAUGCUAGCAAUAAUAUGGUAUUGUUUGAUUUCGUGCUUGAAGUUGACGUUGAAAAAGUCCUUAUGGGGGAACCAUGGACCUUUGAUAGACACCUGGUGGUUUUCGAACGGUUUGAUGGUUCUAAGUCAAUACAGAAGUUGCAAUUCAAAAUAAAGUCCUUUUGGGUUCAACUACACGAUCUUCCUUUCUCGUUUUUAACACCGGAGGUAGCGGUCAGUAUUGGAGAAACACUCGGUGUCGUGGCAAUUCCUAAGGAUAGAUCAGAGAUGAGAGGUGGCAACUUCAUGCGAGUUCGGGUGGCGAUUGACAUUACUAAAGCUUUGUGUAGAGGAAGACGUGUUUCAUGGAGUUUGGAGUCCGAAGGGUGGGUGUCGUUCAAAUACGAACGGUUACCUAAUCUUUGCUACUAG